UAUAUUUGUUUCUAUUCUGAUCGCAGACCGCACGCUGCAAUCUCAACAGUACUCUGCAGCUGGCUGCGCCGUAGAUCGAAUUAUAGUUAAAUUGAAAUUUCUUCUGUAAAAUACUUCGUUGUAGGCAAGGCAGUGUGUUUCAUUCUUUAAUAGAAUCCCCAUGUUUGCUCUACAGAGCCGUUUCACCCGCUUUUACCCGUCUUGUUUGAGAUUAGCGAAGAUGAGUCAAGUUGGCGAAAUGGGAAGCGGUGCGGGUAAAGGCGGUGGCGGUGGCGGAACUAUUCGAGAAGCUGGUGGAUCUUUUGGUAAAAUGGAAGCGGCACAUGAAGAGGAAUACUUCUACAAGCAGCAACGGGAACAGUUGGCCAAACUGAAAUCCAACACCGAGGGGACUAAAUCGAGCGGGGAGCAAAAGUAGCAUGCUGUUUAGUGCAUUUCUUCUGUUUAUAUUCCCCACCAUGCUUACCUUUAUUAACCUUACCGAAGCUAGCAACUCCUGUUUGAUGUAACAUGUGGCCAUAAACCGACGCCUCAUCCAUCGUCACUGAAGUAUCGAUCAUCUGAUGAUGGAGCGGCUGGAAGUUGUAAUGCUCGAAUAUGUUCCGCCAGUCACUGUAUCGUCCAGGAUCUUCCUCAGCAAAUGCAUACUUAUCGAAAUAUAUAUCGUCCUGUAUAGCGCUGAA
This is a messenger RNA of Anopheles nili, 683 nucleotides long. RefSeq names its product ATPase inhibitor A, mitochondrial-like. NCBI's taxonomy places the organism in Eukaryota, Metazoa, Arthropoda, Insecta, Diptera, Culicidae. The transcript is spliced from 2 exons. The record is from RefSeq and is a predicted model, not a curated record. Gene Ontology annotation, molecular function: ATPase inhibitor activity. Gene Ontology annotation, biological process: negative regulation of ATP-dependent activity. Gene Ontology annotation, cellular component: mitochondrion. Bases 161 to 418 code for a protein of 85 amino acids.